AUGACUUUAUGCCUUCAUGCUGUACAUUGAUUUAAUAAAAUAAUAUACAAAUAUUUAUUAUUAUUAUUAUUAUUUCUUUCUAUGUCAUUGAAACGAUUCUAUUCAACUGUACCUUUAUCAUUUACAAAAUACAAUGCACCUAAAGAUAUGGGUAAACAUCCCUUGGUGAUUUGUCAUGGUUUGUUUGGCUCAAAGCAAAAUUGGAGAUCACUUGCUAAACAUCUUUGUCAAUCAUGUCAACGUGAUGUGUAUACAUUAGAUGCUCGUAAUCAUGGACAAAGUCCUCAUGUGCAUGAACACAAUUACCAUGCCAUGAGUCAAGAUGUGAUUCAAUUUGUAAAGCAACAAGGCAUUCAUCAUCCCAUCUUGAUGGGUCAUUCAAUGGGAGGCAAAGUCAUGAUGCAUGUCGCUCUUGAUCAACCUGAAUUACCCAGUAAGAUCGUCAUUGUCGAUAUUGCACCUGUCCAUCUACCUUUGACUCGCGAAUACCAUGAUCAUAUCCGAAUUAUGCGUGAUAUUCAGUCUAGAAGACUCACGAAACAAAAAGAAGCUGAUAAGAUACUUCAGACAGUCGAACCUGAUCUUGUUGUUCGACAGUUCUUAUUGACCAACUUGAAAAAGAACAAGGAAGAUGGUGUCUAUCAAUUUCGUAAUCCUCUAAGUAUUCUAGAAAAUGCUUUAAGCCGUUUGGGUGAAUUUAGACAGACAGGCACCUAUGAAGGCCCUACUCUUUUUAUCACAGGUGAUAAAAGUCCAUUUCGUAAACCAUUUAUUCGACAACCAGAGCUGGCAAAGCGUUAUUUUCCAAAUGCAGAGAUUGUCAAUGUGAAAGGAGCUGGUCAUUGGGUUCAAGCAGAAAAACCUCAAGAAUUCUUAUCCAUUGCAACCGAAUUUAUCAAUAAAGAAUAACCUUUCUUUUUUUUUUGUUAGUUUGCAACCGAAUUUAUUGAUCCAUAUUCUUUUCUUUCAUGAUUGUGAACUGGGAGGCAAAGGAACAAGAGCACCUGGUAUAGGCCUGUUAAGAGCUAUUUGUAUAGCUUGUUGAUUAAUAGGACAAUCUUUAUGCGCCAUA
Messenger RNA from Gilbertella persicaria, 1072 nucleotides. RefSeq names its product Alpha/Beta hydrolase protein. The record is from RefSeq and is a predicted model, not a curated record. NCBI's taxonomy places the organism in Eukaryota, Fungi, Mucoromycota, Mucoromycetes, Mucorales, Choanephoraceae. Gene Ontology annotation, cellular component: mitochondrion. Bases 82 to 909 code for a protein of 275 amino acids. Gene Ontology annotation, molecular function: catalytic activity. The transcript is spliced from 4 exons.